Messenger RNA from Zasmidium cellare ATCC 36951, 1683 nucleotides. RefSeq lists its product as uncharacterized. NCBI's taxonomy places the organism in Eukaryota, Fungi, Ascomycota, Dothideomycetes, Mycosphaerellales, Mycosphaerellaceae. The record is from RefSeq and is a predicted model, not a curated record. Gene Ontology annotation, cellular component: cytoplasm. Gene Ontology annotation, molecular function: protein binding. The transcript has 2 exons. Bases 1 to 1683 code for a protein of 560 amino acids.
AUGACGGAUCACUACGUCGGGCAGCGCCUGAGUCUCAAAGGACAGCCCUAUACUGUGCAAUAUGUCGGUGCUGUGGCAGACAAACCCGGCAUCUGGCUAGGCGUGGAAUGGGAUGACCCUGAACGAGGCAAGCAUGAUGGCACUCACGAUGGGAAGAAGUACUUCGAAUGCAGAAAUCCUUCUCCUAGAGCAGCGUCCUUCCUCAAGCCAAGCCAGCCCUGGGACAAACCCAGGACGUUUCUUCAAGCACUCCGGGAGAAGUACAUGCCGGAAGAUGCUGGAACUGGAGCAGAGAUCGUCUACUUCUCGACCAAGCAAGCCGAGGAAGUCGGUUUCGACAAGUUUGCUCGACGACAGGCCCAGCUGCAAGGCAUCCACGUCUUGGUCUUGGACCGCAUGCAGAUUCGUGCAAGUCGGGACCGUGAAGAAGAUGAGACCAUCACGAACUUCUGUGCGAACGUCACCGAGCUCGAUCUGAGCGGUAACCUCUUUGGGUCCUUGGACGAGGUCGUUCGCCUUGCCGGCUUGUUCCCAAAGCUUUCGAAUCUCAACCUCAGUGGCAAUCGCCUCGUCGUUGGCACUAACGCUGGUGUGCUUUCUACUGUCCGGAUACUAGACGUUUCAGACACAUGGCUAAACUGGACCAAGAUCAUUUCGUUGACAGAAAGCUUCCCAAACAUUAGGAAGCUCGCUGCGGCAAGAAAUGGACUUAGUUCAAUCUGCCCUGGCUUGCUGCCAGCUGGUGUGCAAGAUCUUGACCUGUCCGACAAUCUCUUCUCCAGGCUGUCUGAUCUGAGAGAUCUCAAUUCUUGCCCUGCUCUGCAGACACUGAUUAUAAAACGCAGUCGUGUGGAAGCAGUUCAUACAUCAGAAGAUGCCGGCUCUUUGAGCGAGACCAUCCAAACGCUUGAUCUUGCCCACAACGCGGUAUCGUCGUGGUCAUUCUUCGACUCAUUGGAGGGCGCAUAUCCUGCUAUAAAGCAUCUCAUAACGACCGGCAACCCAUUAUACGAAGGCCUACGAUCCGCCGAGGGCAAGCCACUUUCCACACAGGAUGGUUACAUGCUCACAAUCGCUCGGCUACCGCAGCUAAGCAUGCUAAACUACAGCAAAAUCACGGAGAAAGAACGACUGAACUCCGAGACCUACUACCUGGGUCAAAUUGCCGCAGAGAUAGCCAAUCACCCUGUCGGAGACGAGGAAAAGGUCCUUCGCCGCCACCCUCGAUGGAAAGCCCUCUGCGAGGAGUAUGGACAGCCAGCUAUUCGACGUGUGCCAAGAGCAGACGAACUCGACCCAAACAGUCUGGCCGCACGAUUACUGAAUGUCACCUUUGAACUCGCCCCACAAGCAUUCCCUCAUUCCUCUACGCGCACCUGGCAGCACGAGAUAUCCAAAACCCUCAACAUCUACUCUCUCCACGGCCUUGUCGGCAAGAAACUUGGCAUAAUGCCGCUCCAGCUUCGCCUGGUCUGGGAAACAGGAGAACGAGAUCCCUUGGGUCAGGGGGAUGCGCAUGGCGGGCCAGAAUGGUGGGACAGCAGUGACGAAAGCGACAACGACGGAGCCAUGGACGCAGGAUCGGUCUUGAGGGAGGUCGAGCUGGCGCCUGGAACUCGAGCCCUUGGUACUUAUAUCGAAGGACGCAAGGCACGAGUCCGAGUCGAGCUACAGGGCGAAUGA